AUUAAAUGGCUGAAGGGUAAUCUGACACGUUUUGGAAAUCACUUUAUAUCUAUUUUAAUGAAAUGGAUUUCGAAUCUCAAUUGUUUGUGAAAAAGAUAUAUAAAAUCAUCAUAUUGACUGUGGCUGUAAUCAAAAAUUAGGAUAUCCUUAGAUAAUUUCAUUUAUAAUUGCGUUCUUCCUUGAGAGAUUUUCAGUAUGUGUAUACUCUACAAUUGGAUCAAGUGUUCUUUGUAUAUUAGUAUAAAAAAAAUAAUAUCACAUAUUAGGUAUUAGCACCUGCAUGGCCUAUAUGGAAAAAAAAUUAACCUAAUUGGCAACAAGGAAAUUAGUAAAAGCAAAAAUGAAAUUUAAAUAUAUAUUUUCAACGUAUA
Molecule: messenger RNA, 371 nt
Organism: Paramecium octaurelia
Lineage: Eukaryota; Ciliophora; Oligohymenophorea; Peniculida; Parameciidae
Source: the annotation of a GenBank genome assembly